Messenger RNA from Strongylus vulgaris, 440 nucleotides. Lineage: Eukaryota; Metazoa; Nematoda; Chromadorea; Rhabditida; Strongylidae. The record is from the annotation of a GenBank genome assembly.
AUGCGGAGCGAGGUGAGCGGUGAAAUGCCCGAAGAUUUGGCCGAAGGUCUGUCUGUAGAAAAACAGCAAGAACAACAGCUGAUGAACAAACUGGCCGCACAGGGACGCCUGCCCGCUCGACCCGCGUCCUCGUUUUUGCAGAAGAAACUGCAGCAGAGGAAGUUCUUUGACUCCGGUGAUUAUGCCAUGGAUAAGGAUCGCAGCAAACAAGCGCUACCGGGUCGCCUACCACAUCCGAUGGCGGCUCCUGUAGCUGCCGCAAUACCGGUGCCAAAAUCGCCUACAGGAGGUGCGCCUGAACCGGGUUCUCCUGAAUCGGAGACUAAUCUGCAGGUGAUUCCCCGCCCGGAUACCGUACCCCAGAGAAAAGCUUCUAUCAUCAAUCCAUCAGUGCAUUGCAAACUAAGUCCAAUGCCACAUGUACAGGUUUGUUCAUAGAC